AUGCUGGUGAAAGUGACUGCAGCAAUGAGGAAAGACUCGAUCAGGUCCAGUCUACUGUAUAAAGAGCAGCUGCACCUCUAUUCCUUCUUAGCCUCUUUACACGACACCAGCAAAGAUGUCCCAGAUGAUCAAUUCCAUCAACCGCAUGCUACGGCCUCUGCGCGGCGCAAAUCUCGAAGUGUUCAAGGCUGGAUGUACUACUUUGGCACGAACCUCGAGAACAGAUUCAGCGUGAAGGACUUCUGGCCGACACAGGAGCAGUCGCAUAAGAUACCGUAUGAGAAGGAGGAGAUCAAGGCUGAGAUUGAGAGGAUGCAGAGGGAGAUGAGACGGAGGAAAGAGAGGGAUACGGCAUUGAUGCAAGCAAGAGAGGCUUUCAAGCAGCCGAAGGAUGAAGCUGCUGUGGAAUCGGUCCCACAGGUCUCGGUACCAGCGAGUUAA
Oppiella nova is the source of this 441-nucleotide messenger RNA. The record is from the annotation of a GenBank genome assembly. Lineage: Eukaryota; Metazoa; Arthropoda; Arachnida; Sarcoptiformes; Oppiidae.